GCCCUGCAUCAGACAGCGUGUUUCCCGUGUCAUCAAAGUGUAAUAUCCCAAGCCAGCGUUGACAUUGCAGAAAAGAUGGUGGUCUGAGAGCACAAACAGCGCGUAUGUCAAGGCCCGCAUGAUGACGGUCACCCUUGGUCCAGGAGGGCGCAGAAGGUGCGAGUAGAAUCGCAACGCCGCCAACCAUGUACUCGGAGUGGCGCUCGCUGCAGCUGGUGGUGCAGAGCGACCAGGGCCAUCUCAGCGUGCUGCACGCCUAUCCCACCAACGUGGGCACGGAGGUGGCCAACGCCGUGGUCAAGCCUCUGUGCACGGCCGUGAGCCCCGUGGCCACUGAGAACAUCCUCAAGACGGACAAGGAGGUGAAGUGGACCAUGGAGGUGCUGUGCUACGGCCUCACGCUCCCCCUGGAGGGCGACACGGUAAAGCUGUGUGUGGACGUCUACACGGACUGGAUGAUGGCCUUGGUGUCGCCCCGAGACUCCAUGCCUCAGCCCGUGGUCAAGGAGCCCAACAUGUACGUGCAGACCAUCCUCAAGCAUCUCUACAACGUUUUCGUACCCAGGCCCGAGCAGCACAGCUUGAACCACAUCAGGCUUUGCCAGCAGGUCCUGACCGCCGUGCAGAAACUGGCACGAGAAUCCCUCUCGCUGGCGAGGGAGACCUGGGAGGUGCUGCUGCUCUUCCUGCUUCGCAUUAACGACACCUUGCUCGCCCCGCCCACAGUCGGAGUGGGCGUGGCCGAGAAACUGGCGGAGAAACUAAUGGCCGUGCUGUUCGAGGUGUGGCUGCUGGCGUGCGCCCGCUGCUUUCCCACACCGCCGUACUGGAAGACGGCGAGGGAGAUGCUGGCCAACUGGAGACACCACCCGCCGGUUGUGGAGCAGUGGAGUCGAGUGGCCUGCGCCCUCACCUCCAGACUCCUGCGCUUCACCCACGGACCCUCCUUCCCAGCUUUUAAAGUCCCUGACGAGGACGCCAACUUGAUCCCUUUAGAGAUGGACAGCGACUGCGUGGCACAGACCUGGUAUCGCUUUCUGCACAUGCUCAGCAACCCAGUGGACCUGAGCAACCCGGCCAUCGUCAGCACCACGCCCAAGUUUCAGGAGCAGUUCCUCAACUCCAGCAGUAUCCCGCACGAGGGGGUGCUGCUGCACCCGUGUCUCAAACAGCUGCCCCAGAUUUUCUUCAGGGCAAUGCGGGGCGUCAGCUGCCUUGUGGACGCCUUUCUGGGCAUAUCCCGCCCUCGAGCUGACAGCGCCCCGCCCACCCCGGUCAACAGAAUGAGCAUGUCUCCGCCCCCGUCGGUGGCCAACACCACGCCCCCUCACAGUCGCAAGCAGCGGCACACGGCGGUCACCAAAACCACCAGCAAGAGUUCAACCGGCAGCGGCAGCCAACCCACAAAAGUUCCCCAGCAGCAGCAAACUUCGUCCUCGCCGACUUUGUUGUCCAGUCCCAACCAGAGCAGCUGGGAGUCCCGGCCGCUGCCCGCCCCGGCACGGCCCAAAGUCAACAGCAUCCUCAACCUGUUCGGCCAGUGGUUGUUGGACGCGGCGCUGGUCCACUGCAAGCUCCACAGCGGCCUCAGUCGGGACCCAAGCAUGACGGCCAUAGCCACGCAGGUGGGCCUGGAGCUGAGAAGGAAAGGCUCGCAGAUGUCCACAGACUCCAUGGUGUCCAACCCCAUGUUUGACGCCAACGAGUUCCCGGAGAGCUACGAGGCGGGUCGAGCUGAGGCCUGCGGGACUCUGUGCCGUAUCUUUUGUAGCAAGAAAACGGGUGAAGAAAUUCUACCUGUUUACCUCUCAAGGUUCUACAUGGUGCUGAUUCAAGGUCUCCAGAUCUCUGAUUUCAUCUGUAGACCCGUCUUGGCCUCCAUCAUUCUUAACUCUUCCUCUCUCUUCUGCACCGACCUGAAGGGCAUCAACGUGGUUGUGCCGUACUUCAUAGCAGCCUUGGAGACCAUUGUGCCCGACAGGGAGCUGUCAAAGUUCAAGAUGUAUGUCAACCCCACUGAUUUGAGGAGAGCCUCCAUCCACAUCCUGCUGGCCAUGCUGCCACUGCCUCACCACUUUGGCAACAUCAAAUCCGAGGUUCUGCUGGAGGGCAAAUUUAACGAGGAGGAUGGAUCGCCUCACGACCAGCCCGUAUCUUUUUUGUCCCUGAGGCUACGGCUCGUCAACGUUUUAAUUGGCGCCUUGCAGACGGAGACCGACCCUACCAACACGCAACUCAUCUUGGGUGCCAUGCUAAAUAUAGUUCAAGACUCAGCACUGUUGGAGUCCAUAGGCGCGCAGACAGAAACGGGGAGCAUAGACGGGAGUCAGGCGGCCGCGGGGAGCCAAAGUCAUAGCCGGACCAACAGCGGCAUCAGUUUCAGCAGCGGGGGCAGCACGGAGGCCGCCAGCCCGGACUGUGAGCGCCCAUCCCAGGCCCUGCUUCGGGAUUACGCUCUUCCAGAUACAGCAGCAGGCCUGCUGGUGCGCAGUAUCCACCUGGUCACACAGAGGCUCAACUCCCAGUGGAGACAAGACAUGAGCAUCUCGCUGGCCGCCCUGGAGCUGCUGGCCGGCCUCGCCAAGGUCAAGGCGGGGGUGGACUCAGCGGACCGUAAGCGUGCGGUCAGCUCUAUAUGCGGCUACAUCGUCUACCAGUGUAGUCGUCCAGCGCCUCUGCAGUCCAGAGACCUGCACUCCAUGAUUGUAGCUGCCUUCCAGUUCCUCUGCGUGUGGCUCACCGAGCACCCUGACAUGCUGGAUGAAAAGGAUUGUUUGGUGGAGGUUCUGGAGAUAGUGGAGCUGGGAAUCUCAGGCAGCAAGUCCCGACAGGAACAGGAAGUGCGACACAAAGGGGAGAAGGAGCACAACCCGGCUUCCAUGAGGGUGAAAGAUGCUGCCGAGGCCACUCUGUCAUGUAUCAUGCAGGUCCUGGGAGCCUUCCCCUCCCCGAGUGGAACCGCGUCCACCUGCAGCCUCCUCAACGAAGACACCCUGAUCCGCCAUGCCAGACUGGGCUCCACAGGAGCCAGCAACUUCCGCUACUUCGUGUUGGACAACUCGGUCAUUCUGGCUAUGCUGGAGCAACCUCUGGGCAACGAGCAGAACCCCAGUCCGUCUGUGACGGUCCUGAUCCGAGGGACGGCCGGAAGACACGCCUGGACCAUGCAGCUCUUCCACCAACCCAGAGGAGCCCGGGCCAAUCAGAGGCAGGCCUUUGUCCCAGAGGGACGCCCCACGCCAAACAACGGUGUGGGGAUCAGAUACAACGUCAAGCAGAGACCCUUCCCCGAGGAGGUGGAUAAGAUUCCCCUGGUCAAAGCCGACGUUAGCAUUCCCGACCUGGACGACAUCGUCAGCAAAGAGCUGGAAGUUCAACACGAGCGACUUGGCCUUCUGAUGAGCAAGCAGGUGGACUACGAGAACACUUUAGAGCGCCACAGCGAGGACGUCUGGCGAUCCAAUUCCUUCCCCGACCCGCAGAUCGACUGCAAACCGCCACCGCCAUCGCAGGAGUUCCAAACGGCGCGACUCUUCCUCUCCCACUUUGGUUUCCUCUCUCUGGAGGCACUUAAGGAGCCCAGCAACAGCCGUCUACCUCCUCACCUGAUCGCCUUGGAGUCGUCCUUGCCAGGGUUCCUGGAUGACAUCAACUACCUUGACCUGCUCCCCUGUCGCCCCUUUGACACCGUCUUUGUUUUCUAUGUGCGGGCUGGACAGAAGAGCAGCCAUGAGAUCCUGAGGAACGUAGAGUCCUCAGCCAGCGUUCAGCCUCACUUCCUGGAGUUCCUGCUGUCCCUAGGCUGGCCUGUGGACGUGGGGAGCCACCCGGGAUGGACAGGACACCUCCAUACCAGCUGGUCUCUCAACCCCUGCUGUGACCAUGAUCUUCAAAACAUUGAAGAAGCAGCUACUCCUGAGGACACGGGAGGAUCAGUCUUCAACGGGGAGAAGAAAGUCUUGUACUACGCCGACGCUCUGACGGAGAUUGCCUUUGUUGUGCCAUCUUUAACGGAACAUUCUGAGGACUCGUCGGUGCACAGCGACUCCACGCUGGAGGCCGACACCAACAUGGACCUCAUGCCCAGUUUACUCAAGCAACCCAAUCUCACACUGGAGCUCUUCCCAAAUCAUUCUGACAACCUGGAGUCUGCAAAAAAGAUGAGUCCUUUGGUGAGGAACAAAAGGUCUUCAAGUGGAAAGUCUUUUCCACCUCUGGGUCCUGAGACCAAGGUGUUUGUGGUCUGGGUAGAGCGCUUUGACGAUAUAGAGAACUUCCCUUUGUCAGACCUUUUGGGGGAAACCAGCACAGGUUUGGAAGCAAGCAUGAGCAACAGCACUUCCUGCAGAUCAGGGUUACUGGAAAAGGACGUUCCUCUGGUCUUCAUCCACCCCCUAAAGACCGGCCUCUUCCGGAUCCGGCUCCACGGCGCCGUGGGCAAGUUUGGCAUGGUGAAUCCCCUGGUGGACGGCAUGGUGGUCAGCCGCAGGGCGCUAGGCUUUCUGGUGCGUCAGACCGUCAUCAACGUGUGCCGACGGAAGCGCCUGGAGAGCGACUCGUACAACCCGCCACACGUGAGGCGGAAGCAGAGGAUCACAGAGAUGGUGCAGCGUUAUCGCAACAAGCAGCUGGAGCCUGAGUUUUACACCUCCCUCUUUCGUGAGGUGGGGGAGGGAAAGCCUCACCUUUAACCUGUCCUAACACUGGCUUACACACACACGACACAGAAUCUUUAUAUUUAUACUGUACACCUUUAUUUAUAUGAAUUCAUAUAUCAACUUUGACUCUGACAGCAAAGUGUGCAAAAGCAGUAAAAGACGCCAAGGGUUGGAAAAAGCCUCCAUUUUGUGUCCGUUGGCAAUGAAGGAGCCUUUUACACAAGACCGCUUUCAGCUCUUUGUUUACAAGCUUUUACACGUGUUCUGCAGGCCCCAUGGUAAUGUCCUGGAAAAGUUUUAAUAAGCAAGCAGAGAAAAGUCUAUCCUAAGAGGCGCUCAGACACUCGCUUUUCCAGUUAAAAAAUAAUCCAACAGACUUCGCUGCACAUCUUAAAAAUACUCCGAUUUUAUAGUUGUUUUUUUACCAAUUCCACAUUUGUGUAUCGUUAAAAAGGGCGUGACAUAAUAACGGUGUUACUUUUACUAGUAACGGGUAAUCAAAUUACUUUUAAGUGUGUUACCGAUAGUUUGAAGUAUUGUGGCACGCUACUUUUGAGGUGGUUGUGUGUAAGAAGCACAGCAAGCAAGAUCAAAGCAGGAAGUUCCUUUUUUACAAAUGAACAAGACAUUAGGCAACAUCACACAGCAAACAACAUGUACACACACUCCUACCACUACUACAAGAAAAUAAUGAUUGAGGUGACUGCAAUCUGACAAUAUGUGGACAAGGAGACUACACCCAUGGAGGCCCACUCCAUCUUUUUAUGAACUAGCGCCAACACAAUCCAGUAAAAAGAUUCAACAUAGCUGCGGAGCUUACAAACAUAGCUGAGCUAAAUGAUUGAGCUGAGCAUGCUCUCACUGGCACCACCUUUUAAAGGCACACACGCACUCUGCUCUCGUGAAACGUCUCAACUGCCUGCAUAUGCCAGAUAUUUGAAGUUUUUGUUUUAAUAAAAGUAUUUUCGUAUUUCAAUAAAUUUUUUUGUAAAGUAACAAGUAAUUAUAACUACGUACUUUUAAAGGUAAUUUUUUCGAGCAGUGAUUAAGUGUGUCCUGGAAUUUAGACUUUUUAGUGCGUGUGUAGCUUCAAUGCUAAUGUUUAGUGCCACUUGAUCCACUUUGUACACAAACACUAACGUUGCACGUGUCCGACGUAAGAGUAUCAAUCAAUCAAUCAAUCAAUGUUUAUUUAUAUAGCCCUAAAUCACAAGUGUCUCAAAGGGCAGCCAUAUAUCACACAACGUAAACGUUAGCCACACUAGCGUAGCUAUGUCAGUUACGUCCCUAUUUGAACACCAUGCUAAAUGAAAAAAUAAUGGAUUUAUUUUAAAAGCAUAUUUUUUUCUUGUACAAUAUGAGUUUCAUCUCAAAAUACAGGACUUCUUUAUCAUAAAAGUAUGACCUCAUUCUUGUAAUAUUAUAACAUUUAUUUUUACAUCUUUUUACCUCAUUGAAAAAGUCUAAUCUUGUAACUAAACCGUUUUCAUUUCCAAAAACAUAUUUUUUGUUACAUAAUCACAACUGUAUCCUUUGAAUAUUAGUUUGUACUUUUACUACUCCCAAUGUAUCACUCCUUAGAUAUUUUUUAACUGUUGUAUUAUAAGUUUUAAAUACUUAUUUUCCCACACAUAAUAGCCAUUAUUCUCAGAAUAUUCCCCACUGACAUUGCUGCAUGUGUAGCGGACUGACUGAUAGUCGGCAGAGUUGCAGGCUUUGUUUUAAGAUGUGUAGCGAAGCUUGGUCUUCAACUUUAAACAGGGAGUGUCCAAACUUUUUGACAUGGGGACCACAUUGGGCUAAAAAAAUCAAAAGCCGACUGCAUUUAAAGUAACAAAAUAUAUAUAU
Entelurus aequoreus (snake pipefish) is the source of this 6506-nucleotide messenger RNA. RefSeq names its product Ral GTPase activating protein non-catalytic subunit beta (gene ralgapb). Lineage: Eukaryota; Metazoa; Chordata; Actinopteri; Syngnathiformes; Syngnathidae. Bases 186 to 4691 code for a protein of 1501 amino acids. The record is from RefSeq and is a predicted model, not a curated record. Gene Ontology annotation, molecular function: GTPase activator activity. The transcript is spliced from 30 exons. Gene Ontology annotation, biological process: activation of GTPase activity; regulation of small GTPase mediated signal transduction.